CCCCUGAAAACCAGGGCAACUUGGUGCAGCGAGCGCGGGGGGCUGAACCCAGAGCAAGCGGCCAGCCAGGCUGGGGCAGACGCCGGCUCCCGCCCGCGCCGGCUGCCUUUUGGGAGGUGCGGCUAAUAGGCAAAUUACAGCUCUCCGCGCCUGUCCAGGUAGAUAAGAGACCAUGUGACACGCCCCGGCCGGGAGCAGGCUGCAGGCUGGGGCAAGGUGCGCAGGGCAGGGGCAGGAGCCGGGGCAGGGGCUCCCUUUCCACUUCCUCCGGGCGCCUCAAAUCUGCGUCCUGUGCAGAGUGGGGCUUGAACCUGGCUUGAUGUCUGGGGAAGUUCCCCCCCUUCUCUGAAAGCCAGGGGAAGCCGGGAUGUCUUUGAACAGGAAGAACUGGUCUGCGCUCUCUAGCAGCCUGGCCAGGCAGAGGACUCUUGAGGAUGAGGAGGAACAAGCGAGAGAACGCCGGCGGAGAGACCGCAACCUGAGCUCCACCACUGAUGCGGAGGAUGAAGCCCUUUGCCCUGUGCAGGAUACCAACAAGCAGGCAGUGGAGAGGCUACUGCGGCUCAAGGAAGCCGAGCCACCAGCGGCAGCCACGGCCGAAGAGGAGAUGACCGAGCGGAAGCUCACUGCAGUGCUGAGACCACAAGAGAUCAGGAGGCAGAGGUGGCAGGUGAAGAGCUCAGGAAACCUCAGAAAGGAGAAGGAGCAGCCAGAGAACUGCAGGGAGCCAGACGUGGGAGCAGGCCACCUGGAGGCAGCCCCGUGUCAGGAGUCAGCUCUGGGUGGGAAAGCCCUGGCAGGGGAACAGCACCAGGGGGUGGCCCAGGAGCCAACGGGCCCGAAGGCAGAACAAUGUCCAGAGUCGGCUCCGGAGCAGAAGGUCCUGGUAGGAGAAUGGCAUCAGGGGUCGGCUCAGGAUGAGAAGGACCUGAUAGCUGACGAGCCCCCGCAGGAGCCAGAGGUGACAGGAGGCCAGCCCCAGGGAUCGGCUCAGGAGCAGAAAGACCGUAGUCACCUGGAGGUGAAAGUCUUCUCAAGGGGAGGAAGCCACAUAGAACAGAAACCAGACUCCCCGGUUACUCGCCCCUCCAGCCAGCAGGAUACAGCAAGGAAUCCCCCCCAGGCUCAGAAAGCAGCAGGGUCGCCCUCCACCCACGACAGACCCGGAGGCUCCUCGGCUGCUUCCCCCACUCAGGUCACCUACAGCAGCUCUUUCAAACGCAUCAGCCCGAGGACGGUCUCUUUCCGGGUGAUCCAAAGAAAAGACAAGGAAGAAAAUGCAUUUACCAGAAGUGCCAGUGUGAGACUCCCAGCCAGUAGCAUCAGGAUUGAGGAGAAACUGGAGAAAUACACCUCAGCCGUACAGCGAUCCGAGGUGAAGUCGCCUGUGUCCAUGCCUAGAAGUUUCCUCCUGUCCUCGGAGGGCGUGGCCAGCAAGCGUAGCAUCUUCGAGGCCAGUGCCCCCGACAAAGCUGAUCUGGCCCCUGUCAGAAAGGAGAAUUUGAAGCUCCCUGGCACAGUGACGUCUCGCAUCAACCUGUGGAUAAGCAGGACCCAGGAGCCCAGCAAGGACGGAAGAGUCAAGGACGCUGGGAGAACCGACCGCGCAGCAAAGCGCCAUCUCUGGGCCAAGCAGCCCGACGACGACUCCAGUGACACCAGGCUGUAACGCUACAAGACUCCCUGGGGAUAAUGUCUCGCUGUGAUGAUCAAAGUCUGGCCUUAUGCAAUCCUCCAGCAUCCCUUCAUGGCUUUGUCUCUGAGCAUCUCCCUCCCAUAAGACCAGCCCUGCCUGGAGACCCACAUCCUGCUUUCCUCUGAUGGCACUGGGGGUUUUGGGGGCCUCUUGCUUCCGACUGGUGGAUGGGAAGGAAGAAGCUUUGAAGAUGACCUGUAUUCUGCUGUCCCUUCCUGCUACCUGGUCUAGCUAGGACAUAUCAAAGCCAUGAGUGCUGUCCACGUUGAGGGUACAAAAUCUUUGCUGCCCUGUCCCUGGACAAUGCUUUGGUGCCUCCAGUUACAAUGUGCUAUGACACAUGCUAUACCUGGAACAGACUUAACCAGCUCCAGAGUGGUGCUGGCAGGGGCCGGGCUGGGGGCUGGGGCCACUAUAGCUUUGCCCCUGGAGGUCCCUGGUUAAAAGCCAGCCCAGGCUGCAUGCAGUGGUAGCUGUAGGUAGCAGUGUUGGCUCGUUGAGGGAAGAUCUGUCUCGGCCCAGUUCCUAGCUCAGCAGAUGGCCCCAGCACCCAAACCACAACACAGCCAUCCCUCAGCAGAGGGGCCAUGAGGCCUGACCUCCCCUGCCCCACUAGAAGACCUGCCUGUAAGCCAGGGCUCAGGUGUGUUGGCUGGGUGUGGUGCACACCGGAAACGGCUGCUGACCUGCAGCCAGCGGAGGAUGUCUGCUGCAGGGUGUGGCAUUCGUUGGACCAGAUCCAUGGGGCUGCUUUGAUUGGCCAGAUGCUCAGCAGUGCCAAGCACCUGUCACUGCUUCAUACCCCAUCCAUUCACACGUGCACUACACUGUCCCUCCCCCUGGAGACUCCCUAGGGCUGUCCUGGGGGAGCAGUGUCUGCAUCAUCCCCGGUUUGGUGUCACAGGCCAAUGACCCCUUCUCUCCCUUCCUCCCAGCAGAUCACGUGUCCAGCCUAGCCUCUCCUCCCCCUGCCAGGACCCUCUCCCAUUUAGCAAGGGAGGCCCACUUGGCAAUUCUGGUCCUUAGUGCAGGGGUUCUCCGCCUAGAGGCCAGUCUGCACCUGGGAUGGCUGCAGAGAAGUCCCAGACCCUGCUCACCCACCCUCGCAGAAGCCUGCCUGUUCUUAUCCUUGCCUUCUUUGUAUGGAACCGUAAAGCUGCUCAGAAUGUGAUGGGCCUGAACCAAAGCCCCGGCUUGCGUGCCCCUGCGCUCCCCAGCUGCAGCCUGGAACCCAGCCCUAGCUGUAGCCUUUCCCAGGAGCACGGCCCUCUCUGGCUGGGGAGGGGCGGGGGCAGCUCUAGGACACUGGGGAGGGAGCACAGCGGAGAGCCCCUACAGUGGCAGUGUCCAAACGCCUCGGCAUGAGGAGCAAGCACCUUAGUGCAGAAGGCACCUGAGUGGCUUUUGCCAGCUCUAGGCUGGGAUUCUUUAGCUUGAGCCUCUGUGCUGAUCGGGCCUUCCCCAGGCUCCCCCUGGAUCCACUCUCCCCCCACUGGCUUAGGAAGGAACCUGCUGCUUUUGAUAGAGCUCCAUUUCUUAAUAAAUGGUGCUUUCUUUAA
Molecule: messenger RNA, 3255 nt
Organism: Caretta caretta (loggerhead turtle)
Lineage: Eukaryota; Metazoa; Chordata; Testudines; Cheloniidae
Gene: LAD1
Product: ladinin 1
Molecular function (GO): structural molecule activity
Source: RefSeq, a predicted model, not a curated record